This is a messenger RNA of Theileria annulata, 9276 nucleotides long. Its product is annotated as SfiI-subtelomeric fragment related protein family member, putative. Bases 1 to 9276 code for a protein of 3091 amino acids. Lineage: Eukaryota; Apicomplexa; Aconoidasida; Piroplasmida; Theileriidae. The transcript has a single exon. The record is from RefSeq and is a predicted model, not a curated record.
AUGAAAAAAUGUAUUAUAACCAUAAAUUUAUUGUUUUAUAUUACAUUCUUCCAUCAAUGGAAUUGUGUAGAAUCUAAUCCAACAACACCUGAUGGUACUGAGUCAUCUUCUGCAAGUACUAAACCCACUCAAGAGACUACCCCUAAAGGAACACCUUCAACUGGUACAGGUACUAAGGGAACACCAGUAACACUUGAUAUCAAGAAUACUCAGAGUACUAAUGAGUUUGACUUUGCUGAUCAGAAUGGUGUCGUUACAUAUACACCUAAGUCUGGUCAUGUAAUUAGUAAGGUAUCUCAAGGUACCACUGAUAUCUGGGAAUCCAAAGAUGAUGUCAAUGCUACUUUGGUCAGGACUAAGGUUUCCAAGGGAGUUAAAUUCCUAGUUGUUCUACUGACAAAUAAUAUGUUCACAUUAUUCCAUCAAGAAUCUGGUCAGUGGAAGGAUAUAACAUCUAAGAGACAUGAUGUUACUAAGCUUAAGUUCCUUGGUGAGAAUGAUCGUGAACUCUCCAAGGCUGACUACAAGGUUAGUAUUGUCGAUCUAUCAUUUACUUACAUAUUCAACGAUGGAGUCAAAUGUAAGAAGGUCAUGCUAGAUGAUGCUGAUGUUUGGAAUCAUUCUGACGAUCCCAAGUUUUCAGAAAUAAAGUUAUUUUCACUAGGUCUUGCUUCAAACAGUUUCUUCGUUAAGAAUCAGUCUAAUGAACUAAAGAAGAUAGAAAAGUCAGAUCUUGACCUCAAGUCCACUCAGCCUACCAGUGAAUCCCUACACACUGAUCAGAAAGGUGUCGCCACCUUAACACCUAAAGAAGGUGAUGGAAUUAGUGGAGUUAUAAGGACAACUGGAGAAGACAUAGAUACCUGGACUGCUAUUUGGCAAAUCCAAUGUAAUUUUGAUGUUCAAAAAACCAUAUCAUUAGAAGAUUUUGGUAAGGGAAAACAAGUAUUGACUUUGGAUACCAUAUCAGGAAAAAAGAUGUUAUACAGACCAAAAGAGGGUGAGCCUUGGAAAGAGGUCGUUGAUCAACCUCAAAACGCUUUUGAAACCGUUGAAGCAUUAAAAGCUCUUAAACAAACUCCAUCUGAUGUAACAGAAAUUGAAGUAUCUAUAGAGGAUGAAACUGAAGAACCUACUGCUACGGAAGAAACUAAAGAAUCUACUCCUACAAAGGAAACCAAAAAGGCAACUCCCAAAAAAGAGCCUAAAAAACAAUUAACUUUAGUUGAACUUGAUUUAAUCCAAAACACUGGUUCAGAUCAGUUUGAUUACGUAAAGAAAAAUGAAUUUUCUUCUUAUGAGGCUAAAUCUCAUUGUUUAUUUAACAAAGUAAUAAGAUCAGCGCCAUCUGCCUUUAGUAAAAAAGAGGUUGUUUGGGAAUCUGUGGAAGGUUCCGAAAAACAUGUCAAAAUGGUCAGACUAAAAUUAUCAGAUAACCACAUAGCCUUGUUACUAAAUAACGGUGAAUUUAUUCUAUUUCACAAAGAAUCUGAAGAUCAAGAUUGGAACAACAUAACAGAUCAGAGACAUAAUUUUUCAGGAUUCAAGUUCUUCACAUUUGAUCGAAAUGAUAGUGAAUAUAAAGAACUAGAUUCUAGUGGUUAUACUAUGGGUUUUAAUGAAUUUUCAUACGGUGUAUCUUUCAAUGUAGAGUGCCAUCAAAUUAAACACAACGAUAAACUCGUUUAUAAUUAUGAAUCUGAUGAAGAUUUCGGCCUAUUGAAGGGUGUUUAUCUUGGUCUGUCAACAAAUAAGUUCUUCCUUACUAACUUAGAAGAAGAUAACAAAAGACUUGAUUUGGAUAAGGAAGUUAUACCUCCAAAACCAAAACCUAAACCUACCGAAGAAACUGCUGAUAUUGUAAUACAGGAAUUAUCCGAACAAAAAUCAAAGACUGAAAUUACUUCAGCUGAACUUACCUCACUUAAUAUAAACGAUACUAAUAAUACUCCAGAAUACCAAUUCUUUGAUAAUGGAAUUUACAAAACCUUCAGUUGUAAGCAGGGUUUUGGAUUUAACAAAAUAAUGAGUCCAAAAACAUUAGGUGCUGAUGAAGUUAUAUGGGAGUCAUCUGGAAAUGAUUAUGCAAUUAAAGUUAGAUUAAAAGAAGCUCCUAAUGGUAAAAAAUAUGUUGUCUUAUUAUUUGUUAGCAAAAGGUAUCAAUUUUUCUAUUCUGGAAAGAAGAAUUCACCCUUUAAAGAUAUUACCUAUACUAAGCAUUCCUUUAAUGACAUAAAAUUGUUCUCUAAAAAUGAAACCACAAAUGUCUAUGAACAAUUAGAUCCCAGUUCUUAUAACUUAUCUCUAUAUCAUCUAUCACUUGGAUACAGAGCAAUAGAAGGACAAAAGUUUCAUCUAGUUAAAUUUGGUAAUGAUCUACUCUAUAAUUAUAAAGACGAUGUAAAAUUUGGUGAUCUGAGAGCAGCCUAUUUGGAUCUUAUAGAAAAUAAUUUGUAUGUUAUGAAUAUGAACGAUCAAACAAAGGUAGUAAAAGAAUUGUCCAGAUUAAAGGCAGCUACUAUAGACCUUAACAAGGCUGAAAGUACUGACCAAUUUCAUUGUACCAAAGAUGGUGAUCUUGUUACUUACACUUCAUUAGGUAAUACAUUAUUUGAUAAAUUAAUAAGAUCAUCAAGAUUGGGUUCAGAUGAAAUCAUUUGGAGAGUGAUUGACAAUAUAUAUGCCAAAAAAAUCCUAGUAGAUGGUCAAGGUAAGAAAGGGAAAAUCACCAAUACAAUUUUACACCUGGAGAAUGGAGAUAUUAAACAUCUGAAUUAUUCAGAUGGCAAUUGGAUUGAGGUUUCUAAUAAGAUACCUAUUGACAUUACCAAGAGUCAGAGCUCCAAUGUCUUUGAUUAUUUAGUUGAUGGAGAAUUCAAAACUUUCAAUGCUAAAUCCAGCUUUUUAUUCAAUAGUUUAGUUGAACCAGAUUCCGCUGGAACAGAGACAACAAUUUGGAAAACUUCAAAUCCUAGUGAAUAUGGAAACAAGUUAGUAUUAAUGGACUCCGGUAACAAAAAAUAUCUUGCCAUGCUUCGUGUGGACAGCAAAUUUCUACUUUUACUCAAGGAUCCUAGCUCUCAGAAUUGGCAAGACAUCAGUAAUACGAGGCUUAAUCUUUCUGAUCUUAAGAUGUUCUAUUUCGAUAGUGAUACCACAGGAUAUCUACUAUUUAAAGAUGACCAAUAUUCUGUAUCAUUGGAAAAGUUUUUAUACGGUUAUGAAUUUGAUGGUGAAACAAAAUGUCAUCUGAUCAAAUUUAGAGAUUCUGUUAUCUGGAAUCAUAGUGAUGAUCCUAAAUUUGGAUCAUUAAAAUCUGUCGUUUUGAAUCUACUCAACAACAAGAUAACUGUUUCAACUCCUGAUGGAGAAUCAAAUGAAAUUAAUAUACCUGGCAUAAUUCCACCAUCUGAUAUUGAAGUAGAAUCCAAAGAAGAAUUUGAAGAAGAAGAUUCAAGUACAACAGAGUCUACUGAGACAUCUGAUGGACUAUCAGAACAGAGUGAAUCAUCUUAUGAUUCAACCCCUGUAACUUUAAUAGAACUUGAUCUUAAAAAUAUGGACAGCGCUGAGAAUUACGAGUAUAUAAAAAGUAAUGAUAAUCACGUAUAUACUGCUAAAAGUGGGUUUAAGUUUUCCAAAAUCAAAAAAGGUGAUCAUGAUCUGAAAGAGUGUACUAGUCCUAACUAUUAUUGUAAAGUUGUCGCAAACUAUGGUCAACACAACAAAAUUAUCUUAUAUGUAUAUAAAACUGAUAAAGACUUUGAUCUGUUACUUCUUGAUGAUCCAGAUCCAUCAACUCGCGACAUUACCUCCCUUCCAUCAGAUACUGUUCAGGCAUUACAAGCAUCUAAAGUAGUUUCAGAACAACUUAAGCUUUUAGCUUUAGAUGAUGAUGGUAAAUCCAAAGAACUAGACGAUAAUAAAUUAAUGAUUGAAGAACUAACACACUUGAUAAAUUAUAGGUUUCCUGAAAAUACUAAAUGUUCAGAGAUUAAAUACAACGAGAAAACUGUAUGGAAAUAUGAUAAAUCCAUCCACGGAAGGUAUUAUCCCACUAACAUGCUUCUGAACACCAACACCAGUUUUAUUUUACUAGAGUCUCAAAAUCAUUAUCAAUAUUACUAUACCUAUAUUAACGAUGAAUGGAGAUGUAUUUCUGGUUAUAAAACUCAGGAUUUACAACCACUUUAUCCUGAUAAAUUGAGAAUCUUCACACUAAAUCAGUUCAGUACACCAGUUAUGGAUGAUACCACCCAGUUUAAUAAAUCUGUAAAGGGUCCCAUCACAUCUUUUGCUCUUAAUCCAGGAUCCAAGUGUGUCUCUGUUAAAUAUGAUGAUUUACCAGUAUGGUCUUAUAAUUAUAAUGAUCAUGAAGAUAAUUACCCAACCUUAGUUACUGUCAACAUAGAUGAAAAAACUGUCAUGGUAGAUUGUUCGGGAACUUAUCGUUAUCUAUUCUCUUAUUCUGCCGGUCAGUUUAGAUGUGUAUUCGCUUUCAAGUCACGUUUGAUACAUCCAAUAGAUCCUGAAAAAAUAAAAUUCCUCACCACUGACACCAGUGGAGAUUAUGUUGAGCUUGACAAUAGUAAAUAUGAUAUCGAAGAACCAGAUACUGAAUAUAAAUUUAAGUUCAAUGAUGUUAUCUGUAAGAAAAUAAUGUUAGGUGACACCGAGGUUUGGAAAGAUACCGACGAUCCUAAGUUUUCAACAAUCAGGAAAUUUCGACUUGGCCUUAUAUCCAACAGCUUCUAUGUCCUUAAUUAUAAAAAUGAAUCGAAGAAUCUAGAAUUCAAACCAACUCAACCAAAGGGAGGUCAAGUAACCAAAGAAGAGGCUGAGCUUGAGACGCAAGAGACCAAACCAGUUGAAGCCAAGACUGCUCCAUUAGCAUCGUCCGUAUCACCUCCUAAGGGAACACCAGUGAGUGUAGACAUUGAGAAGACUCAGUCCACAGGUCAGUUUGACUACACUGACGAGAAUGGUGUCGUCACAUACAAACCCAAGUCUGACCAUGUAAUUAGUAAGGUAUCUCAAGGUACCACUGAUAUCUGGGAAUCCAAAGAUGAUGUCAAUGCUACUUUGGUCAGGACUAAGGUUUCCAAGGGAGUUAAAUUCCUAGUUGUUCUACUGACAAAUAAUAUGUUCACAUUAUUCCAUCAAGAAUCUGGUCAGUGGAAGGAUAUAACAUCUAAGAGACAUGAUAUUACUAAACUUAAGUUCCUUGGUGAGAAUGACGCUGAACUCUCCAAGACUGAUUAUACAGUUAGUAUUGUUGACAACUCAUAUGAAUUCAAGUUUAAUUCUGAUCCAAAGUGUACCUGUAUUAAGUAUAAUGAUACUGAGGUUUGGAAACAUAACAGUAUUCAACAUGGAGAUAAGUAUCCAACUUGUCUUCUUUUUAACAAUCUGAAUAGAAACUAUCUAGUUGUUGAGUCAUCUAGGAGUUAUCGUAACGUAUUUCAAUUCCAAAAUAGUCAGUUUAAAUUAUUAGGUGCCAAUGAAAAAUUGAACUAUGAUCAUAAUUCCACAGGUGUCUUUGAUCCUGAUAAACUGAAGUUCAUGACUACAGAUCCAGACUCCAGUCAACUUGUUGAGCUUGAUUAUACCAGAUAUAGUCUAGAACAUCCAUCAUUUAUAACAUAUAAAUUUAAAUCUGUCAAAUGUAAUGAGGUCGGCUAUGAAAAUCAGUUGGUGUGGAAAUAUGAUGAAAAUGAACAUUCAGAUGAUUUCCCAACCACAGUCUCAAUCAAUUUAAAGAAAAGUUAUGUCAUAGUAGAUUCAUCCCAUUUCUAUAGAUAUGUAUAUUCAUAUUAUGACAAGAAAUGGAAAGAGUUACCAUUCGGUUAUAAAACAUCAAGCAUUUUCUUUGAUAAAUUUAAAUUGUUUACCACUGAUCCCAAUGACCAAAAUAAACUUGUCGAGCUUGACACUUCCCAAUAUGAAAUAGAAGAUACCAAAAAUGUUCUUGCUAUUAAAUUUAACACUGAUGUAAAGUGUACAUGUAUUAUGUAUGACAAAAAAUAUGUAUGGAGAUAUAAACAUACAGAACAUGAAGAUAAAUAUCCAACUACCGCUGUAUUUAACAAAAAGAAAAGUAUCGUCCUUGUUGAUUCAGGUUAUCAUUACCGUUACUUAUAUAUAUACCAGAAUAAGGAGUGGAAACCACUACCUUAUGGUUAUACACUAAAGAUCAGUUCUUCUAAAACCCAAUUAUUCGACACUAAUAAGCUCCAAGUUUUCACUAUGGAUAAAAAUAAUACACUUGUUUCAAUCCCAACAAAUGAGUAUGAUAAGGAAGAUACACCUACUCUUGUUGGUUAUGUUUUUAGAUAUUCCAAAAAUUGUCACUGUGUAAAGUAUGACGACAAAGAUGUUUGGGAAUACAAACAAGAUGAACAUGGAGAUAACUAUCCAAGAAUUACUCUGAAUAAAAAGACAAAUAUUAUGUUGAUUGAAUCUGGACAUUAUUAUCGUUACAUGUUUCAAUUUGAAAACGAAGAAUGGAAACUCUUACCAUUCAGUUAUAGGUUUAAUCCCAAGACAGAAUCAUUUGAUCCAGAUAAAUUUAAACUGUUGACAUUAGACAGUGAUGAAAACCUUGUUGAGCUUGAACAAUCUAAAUAUGAUAGAGAAGACACCGAUAAUGUUGUCACUUUCAAGAUUCAAGAUGAUGUUAAGUGUACAUGUAUAAAGUAUGACGACAAAGAUGUAUGGAAAUACAACCGCGGUGAACAUGGAGAUAAAUAUCCAACAAAAAUUUCUCUGAAUAAAAACAAGAAAUUUCUUUUUGUUGAAUCUGGAUAUGACUACCGUUACCUAUAUCACUUCGAAAAUGGUCUGUGGAAAUUAUUACCCUUUGGAAACAAGUUAAAGACUACUCAAAGUUAUGCCUUUGAUUCGAGUAAACUUAAACUUUUAUCUACAUACCACAGCAAUAACCCUUUUGAACUCGACUCAUCAAAUUAUGAUAUGGUCCCAAAUGGAAAUAUACUUACAUACACUCUAAAUCCUGAUGUGAACUGCACUGAAGUCAAGUAUGAUAACAUUUCAGCAUGGAAUUAUGACAAUGAUGAACAUGAAAAUAACUACCCAACAACCAUCAUUUUUAACAGAAACAAUGGAUUUUUAAUUGUUGAGUCCAAGGGUCACUAUGAAUCAUACUAUUCAUACUAUGAUAAUAAGUGGCACUCAGUAUAUGGAUAUAAAGCUUCCAAGAUUACUAAAAAUAAGGAAUUCUAUAAAUUAAAGCUUUAUGAAACUAAUGAUGAUGGGUUGUUAGAGCCUAUCACUGGCUUCCAUGAGGAAGUUACUGGACCAGUCAUUACCUGUAAUAUAUACUACGGAGUUAAGUGCACUCAUGUUAAAUAUGACGAAAAGACUGCUUGGGCUUACGAUUAUGAAAAACAUAUGGAACACUUUCCCACUUCAGUUGUUUUUAAUAUUACCAAUGGUACUAUUAAGGUAGAAUGUGAAGACAAGUAUGUAUACUUUUCCACAUUUAUUAAUGACGAAUGGAAACCUUUCAGUGGUUUCAGAACUCAAAGAACUAAUGCUCGCUAUGAGGUCAAACUAUACCAAAAGUCCAAAUCUGGAAAUUAUGCAUUUAUUAAUCCAUCUAAAUACAAUGUGAACUGGGACGGAGAAAAUGACGUCUAUGAAUAUGACCUGAAUAACCUAAAUUGUGCUUUAAUCAAGCAUAAUGAUAAUACUGUAUGGAGUCAAACAUCAAAUGAACAUCCAAAGUCAAUUACCUACAAUAGUGAUCAGAGCAAGUUUGUCCUAAGGUUUGAUCACGAAUAUAUUUUCUGCUCAUUUGAAGACAAUGAGUGGAAGAAGAUGUCUCGUAGGUAUGGUACUCAAUCCGAAGAAUCUGAACAAAAAUCCACUACUCCUGAAGACUCCACCCAGCCUGAAACUGAAGAACCUACUGAAGAACCCACUCAACAAACUACUCAAUCUGAAGAACCUAAAGAAUCUACUCAAAUUACUACUCCAGAGAGUGAUCUACCAGCUCAACAAACAUUGUCCUUCUCACCUCCUAAGGAAACACCUUCAACUGUUACCAAACCUGAACCUACCAAAGUCUCUCUGAAUAUAGAGAAGAAAGAGAUUACAUAUCAGUAUGACUACUUUAAAAAUGAUGAUAUUCAUACAUACACACCUAAGGAUAACCAUGUAUUCAGUAAGGUAUCUCAUGGUACCACCGAUAUUUGGGAGUCUACGGAUGAUCUCUAUGGUACGGAAGUAAUGUUUAUUGAUGGGAUUGAGAAAUAUAUGGCAAUACUACUGACUAAUAAUAUGUUCAUACUAUACAAAGAGGCUGAUAAAGAUCUCACUGCUGAGAGCUUAGAUGUUAAGAAACUUAAAUUCAUUGGUGAGAAUGAUAAUGUAAUCACCAAUUCAGACUAUACAGUUACCAUUGAAGAUUACGCCUAUGGAUUCAAUUUCAAUGAUUCUGUCAACUGCAGAAAGGUUACAUAUGAUAAUGCUGAGGUUUGGAAACAUACUGAUGAUACUAACUUCUCUGAAAUAAAGUCACUCCAACUGGAUCUUCUUAAGAACAGAUUCUUUGUCACAAACUCUUCUGAUAAGACAAAACAGGUUGGUGUCAAGGUUGCUCUUGAUAUCAAGCAAAGUGAGGAUACUACUCAGUAUAACUUUAAGCACUCCACCCGUGCUUCAUAUACUACAUUAACACCCAAGUCUGGACACGUAUUCAACAAGGUAUCUCAUGGUCCUAAUCUUGUUUGGGAAUCUAAGAAUGAUAUCUAUGGUACCUUAGUAAGGACUAAGCUUAAAGGGAAUAAUAUUUAUCUAGCCAUAUUACUUACCAAUAACAUGUUCACGAUAUUCCAUCAGGAAAUAGAUAGUACUAAAUACUGGGAAAUCCUGCUUGAUGAUAAUACAUUCAGACUAUUCAAAGAGUGUGGUGGUACUUGGCAAGAUCUAACUGCUGAUAGAGCCGAUAUUACUAAACUUAAGUUCUUUGGUGAAGGCGAUGUUGAGCUCUCCAAGUCUGACUAUACAGUAAGUAUUGUUGUCCUAUCUUAUGAAUUCAAGUUCAAAGAAGGAGUCACCUGUAAGAAAAUAACAUAUUCAGAUCUUGAUGUUUGGAAAGACAGUGAUUAUACUGAUUUUGCAGAUAUAAAGUCAUUUCGGCUUGGUCUUGCCACUAACAAGUUCUUCGUUAAGAAUCAGUCUGAUGAAACUAAGGACUUGGGUACUAAACCGACUCAAGCAAAGGCUACUCCCGAAACAUCUGGUGAAUCUUAA